This is a messenger RNA of Anastrepha obliqua, 1700 nucleotides long. Its product is annotated as fatty acyl-CoA reductase wat-like. Gene Ontology annotation, molecular function: alcohol-forming very long-chain fatty acyl-CoA reductase (NADP+) activity. The record is from RefSeq and is a predicted model, not a curated record. Bases 142 to 1635 code for a protein of 497 amino acids. Lineage: Eukaryota; Metazoa; Arthropoda; Insecta; Diptera; Tephritidae. Gene Ontology annotation, cellular component: peroxisome. Gene Ontology annotation, biological process: long-chain fatty-acyl-CoA metabolic process. The transcript has 8 exons.
AAGACAACAAGUGACAUUAAAAGAUCGUAAAGUUGUGAGUGAUAAAAACUUUAUUAUAAGAAGUGGAUAAACACAGCUGUAGAUAGGGAUUUAAAAUUUAAAAACUAAAAUAAUAAAAUAAUAAAAAUUUACCAAAGGAAAAUGCAGAGUUUCUAUGAAAACAAAAAUGUGUUCAUUACUGGCGGCAGUGGUCUUCUUGGGAGGGUACUGAUCGAAAACUUACUUCGCAAAACUGAGGUGAAAUGUAUUUAUAUGCUAAUUCGUGCUAAACAAGGACGCACUGCCGAUGAGCGAAUAAAGCAAAUUCUCGUGGGUCCGCUCUUCGCAAAACUAAGCCAGUUAAAACCAAGCGCUUUCACACUCAUUACACCCGUUCAUGGCGAUUGCGCACAACCGCAAUUGGGCAUCUCUCCUGAGGAUCGCAAAAUGCUAACGGAAAAUGUGGAUGUGGUGAUCCAUUGUGCAGCCACAGUACGUUUCAACGAGCCACUGUAUAACGCUCUGGUUGUGAAUCUAGGCGCCACUAGAGAUCUAUUGAAAAUGGCGAAGGAUAUGCCGCAACUAAAAGCUUUCAUACACAUUUCAACUGCGUUUGCAAACUGUGUUUUGCCCCAUAUAGAGGAGAAAUUUUAUCCGCAGCUUCUUGGCAUCGACGCUAGCAAAAUACUCGACCUCGCCGAAUUACUCGGUCCGGAGCUAACAAACGAUUUGUCUACAAAAUUAGUGCGGAAAUUUCCCAAUACCUACACUUUUACUAAGUCACUCACUGAAGAGCUGAUUCGCAAAGAAGCCAACACGUUGCCAAUUUGCAUUUUGCGCCCCGGCAUCAUUACCCCUACGUAUGCCGAACCAAUACGUGGGUGGAUUGAUAAUUCCUUUGGGGUAAUGGGCACCUUGAUGGCUCUAGCGCUUGGUUCACUACGAGUUCUCAGUUUACAUAGUAAUAAUGUGGCCUUGGUGGUACCAGUGGACUUUUGUGCGAAUUUGAUUUUGGCAUGUGGCUACAAAGUAGGUCAGCUCGAAAAUGCCGAGAAGGAAAAAGCUGAACCCACAAUUUACAACUUCGUGCCAAGUGCGAGUAAUUCCAUUACAUUGGGUGCUUUGACAGAUUCUGCCAUUCACUACGGAAAGGAACGCCCACUCUCAAACACGAAUUGGUACCCGUUUUUCAUAAAGGUGAAAUUGCUGGAGUUGGAAACGUUUCUUGGGUUUUUCUUGCACAUUAUACCUGCAUACAUUCAGGAUAUAUGGCGGCUCAUACAAGGGGAAAAAGCGAGAAUGUUCCACCGGAAUCAGAAGCAGCAGCAAUUUCUUAACGCAUUGCAUCAUUUCAAAACAACAGUAUGGACCUAUAAUGUGGCGAAUACUCAAAAUUUGGGGAUUUCUUUAUCAGCAACGGAUCAAAUGAAUUUCAAUUUUAACGUAGAUGCCAUAAUAUGGAAAAGAUAUUGUCGUGAUAUAAUAUUUGGUAUGCGUCGGUAUUUGGCUAAAGAAGGAGACGAAACCAUACCGGAAGCAACAAAACGUUUAAAAAUGUUGAAAUUGGCUCAUCAAUCAAUUUUCGUUUUGAUGUUCACUUGCCUAUCGUUAUUCGUCGUUAUAUUAGUUAGAUUAUUAAUCGAUAAAGUUUUUUAAAUGCAUUUCAAUUUUGAAAUAAGAUGUACAAAAAUUACUUAUAAGACAAAUAAAGAAGCGAUUAC